ACGCGGACGCAGGCGUGACGCGGGCGCAGCCGCUCCCGAGGCAGCCGUAGCUUGGUCUGUGUCUCCAGGCCCGAGUCGCCCCCAGGCUUCAGCCGCGCACCAUGGACGAUUACGCGGUCUUGUCGGACGCCGAGCUGGCUGCCGUGCUGCGCCAGUACAACAUUCCACACGGGCCUGUCGUGGGUUCCACGCGCAAGCUCUACGAAAAGAAAAUCUUCGAGUACGAGACCCAAAGGCGGAGGCUGUCGCCUCCAAACUCUUCCACAUCGUCUUUCUCCUACCGGUUCUCGGACUUAGAUUCAGCCUCCGUGGACUCAGACAUGUACGAUCUGCCCAAGAAGGAGGACGCCUUACUUUACCAGAGCAAGGGCUAUAAUGAUGACUACUAUGAGGAGAGUUACUUGAGCACCAGGACUUACGGGGAGCCUGAGUCUGUGGGCACGUCCAAGGGCUUCCGCCAGCCCUCGGCUUCACUCUCAGACGCUGACACCUUUCACCACCAGGUGCGUGAUGACAGUCUUUUCUCUUCUGAAGAGGAGAGUAAAGAUAGGGAACGCCCCAUGUAUGGCCGGGACAGUGCCUACCAGAGCAUCGCGCACUACCGCCCCGUUUCCAGCAUCUCCAGAAGCUCCCUGGGCCUGUCCUAUUACCCCACAUCCUCCUCCACCUCUCCUGUGUCCUCAUCCUCAGCUCCCCACCCUUCAUGGCUCACCCGCCGUGCCAUCCGGCCAGAAAAGCAGGCCCCUGGGGCUCUGGGCCAGGAUCGCCAGGUCCCGCUCUGGGGCCAGAUGCUCCUGUUCCUGGUCUUUGCAGCCUUCCUGCUCUUUGUUUACUACUCCAUGCAGGCUGACGAUGGCAACCCCUUCUGAAUGGAGCCCUGAGGGUCUGGCUUCGGGGCCAGCUGCUCUCGGGAGGGAGUCCUGGCUGACUGCGUUAGCAGUGUUUGCUGGGGGGCUGUGGGGGGGUGCUUCUCUGUGUGUUCUAGCUUGGGGGUGCUGGGCCUGGCCCGGGGCAGUGCUUGCUCCCCCUGCCUUGUCCUGCCUUGUUUUGAGAGGGAGGCAGCCCGCCCAGGCCCUCUAUGGCAUAGUGGGCCUGGGCAGGCCUUCCUCCGGAGCCUCCUGGCCCCGCUUGCCUCUGAUCCUUAGGGCCCGGGAGGGUAAGACCCUUCUCCUGGAGAGGAGAAUGUGGUUGUUGUUGUCAUUGCAUGCCUCCUUGUCACCUCUUUGGGGGGAUUAACCAAAGGCCACCCUGACUUUGUUUUCGUGGACACACAAUAAAAAGACCAUUUAUUUUUAAAA
This is a messenger RNA of Ceratotherium simum simum (southern white rhinoceros), 1298 nucleotides long. RefSeq names its product emerin (gene EMD). The record is from RefSeq and is a predicted model, not a curated record. Gene Ontology annotation, cellular component: nuclear envelope. NCBI's taxonomy places the organism in Eukaryota, Metazoa, Chordata, Mammalia, Perissodactyla, Rhinocerotidae.